Messenger RNA from Cheilinus undulatus (humphead wrasse), 2424 nucleotides. RefSeq names its product transmembrane protein 108 (gene tmem108). The record is from RefSeq and is a predicted model, not a curated record. Gene Ontology annotation, cellular component: postsynaptic density; early endosome; axon. Gene Ontology annotation, biological process: postsynaptic density organization; retrograde axonal transport; dendrite extension. The coding region runs from base 482 to 2017 and encodes 511 amino acids. The transcript is spliced from 6 exons. Lineage: Eukaryota; Metazoa; Chordata; Actinopteri; Labriformes; Labridae.
ACGGCGUCAGGAGUGAGGGAGGGGAGAAGGGGGAAAAAAAAAAGGUGGGCGCAGAGGUCCGACCGGCGAGGGGUGGCGCCCUAAACGCAUCUCAUCCGGCGCUUGGACACGCUGUGCCGCUGCCUGCGACCCACAGCGACACGGUCCGCUCCCGCAGUCCGCUGGCUCCGUGUCUGCAGCUCAGGAUUGUGACAUUUCAUCGGUGGGGACUAGAAACAUGUGCGCCUGGAUGGUGUGACACAGCGGCUUUUGGGGUUCGUUGCUCUCGGAUACGACAAGUACCCGACGUUACGGCGCACCUUGUGUAGUAGACACACGUGGUCAUCGCCCGGCGGGAAAUCUCUGGACCUUGGACGUUCUGUGCGGAUGUGGCUGCUCUCGUUCUCCCGUCCCAGCUGGCUCUCAGCGCUCUCUGCUGCACCGCUCAAGGAAGCGAGAGAACCAUGAGCACUGUGGAGGAGGAGCCGGAUCACAUGAUACCAUGAAGACAAGCCUGCAGGUCCUGCGCUGCCAGCUGCUGAGUGUUCUAGUGUUCCUAGCACUGCCAGUAGGACUGGUGUCAUCGGCACAGGAGCUGUACCUCAUCCAGACAUCCCAGGACUCUGUCUCCAUGGCAGCCGCCCAUAGCAGCCCCCUAUCGGCUCCGAAACCCGCCCCCUUGGACUGGCCUCAAGAGGGCUCCAGUAGCGGGGAAUGGACGUCCAAAGGAGGCAUUCAACCAUCAAGCAUCAACAUCCCCACUGCCUCCGUGCUCCAACCUUUUGCCUUGCUUCACACCACCCAAAGGUCCAGUCUUGCUCAUGCUGAUGCUCCCAUCGGUGAAUCAAAUACAGUUGCCCCAAACACUGUGAGCACUCAAAGUCAUGUAGAUCAGGACCUGGAGCGAGGUUAUAAUGUUGUAAACCAAGGCAAAAUGCACAAAUUUGUCAAGGCACCUCAAGUCCCAAAGCCAGUUACAAUGAGCACUAACCAGGCCAGCACAGCAGCGCCAAAUUUAGACCUGGAAUCUACUCCUAAAGGGGCUCUGAACCCCCUGUCUCUGAUGUCCAGCUCUGGAUCAGACAGAGGAGACACACUAAAAGCAGAACCACGGAGGCUGACCCCUACUGCUCCAGGUCGGAAGUAUCCUAAGCAGUCCUCCUUGACCCCCCUUCCCUCUUCAUCAAUGAAUGCUGGCCCUGUAAAUCGUCCAAAACUCAGGGAGCAAGCUGCACCCCAUUCAAUCACCCUGAGGGAGGUGCAUGCAAACAACGAGCCCCCCACUGAGGAACUAGUGUUAGCACCCAAGGAAGGGACUGUCGCUCCAGUCGAGAGCCCACCAGAGAAUCUAACCUCCACUGUGUCCACUCCAUCCCUGGAUGUCAGCGUCAAGAAUAAAACAAUCACCCCAAACAACCAAACUUCACCCAAUGAGACCACCACCACUACAGAAGUUGUUCUAGGUAAUGGCACAGACAAUGCCCCUCUGGGACACUGGUUGGGGAAUGUAACUGCGAAUGGAGGGCUGCUCUCCAAUGACAGCUCAGUGGAGGAGUCGCUCGCUCAGGGGAACAGGUCGGAGCCCUCCUCCACAGCCAGUGGGAACUUCCUAAACAGGCAGGUUCCUGCCACAACACAGGACCCCUGGACUCCUGGCAACAGCUCUGGCCCCACCGUGGAGUCCCCGACGUCCCGACUGACCAUCUGCCUGAGCAGGAUAGACAUUGUGUGGAUCGUGCUGGCCAUCAGUGUGCCUGUUUCCUCCUGUUCUGUUCUUUUGACCGUGUGCUGCAUGAAGAGGAAGAAGAAGUCGUCGAGUCAGGAGAACAACCUCAGCUACUGGAACAACGCCAUCACCAUGGACUACUUCAGCAGGCACGCCGUGGAGCUGCCCAGAGAGAUACACACUCUGGAGAGCGAGGAGCACGACACCUGUCUACCGCCUAAUGGAGACUACAGCGGCAGCAGCAUGGUUCUGGUUAACCCUUUCUGCCAGGAAACCCUCUUCAUCAACAGAGACAAGGCGUCUGCCAUCUAGAGACUGCAAAAAGAGAGACACUGUCAGACUCCCCCUCUUCUACUCCCCCUGCUGUUGUUGUCUAUUUUAUAUAUGUGGUAAAUAUUCAGAGACUUUGACUUUAUACUGUAUAUGAUAAAAAAAAAUACAAAGAGAAACCAGAAAGAAGAGUGAUGUAAACAGACACUAUUUACUAUGAGAAUGCACCCGCAUAUUUUUCUGAUGUACAUUUUCUACAAAAAGGCUUAAUUGUGAUAAAAAGGUUUUUAUGUCUUUAUAAAAUACAGAGUAUAUGUGGUUUUGUUGCAUUACAGUGGCUGUAUGGUGAGUGCACUGUGAGUGUUGCCACAUGAAACCUGCUUUAGAGAGCUAUGAAAACAUUGAAGCUGUACUUUGUAAUGUUUUUCCUUUAAAUCAAUCCCAAAAUA